Molecule: messenger RNA, 849 nt
Organism: Suillus paluster
Lineage: Eukaryota; Fungi; Basidiomycota; Agaricomycetes; Boletales; Suillaceae
Product: P-loop containing nucleoside triphosphate hydrolase protein
Exons: 3
Coding region: 206-751 (181 amino acids)
Cellular component (GO): cytoplasm
Molecular function (GO): gluconokinase activity
Source: RefSeq, a predicted model, not a curated record
UUAGGCAUCAACUUGCCAGUCCUUGAUAUAAUCAUCUCCUCAAUUCGUCUUGCUUUUCCAGACGUCCAAGUCUGGUUCGAGUAACGCUGGUACAUCAAGUCGGCACUCCGAGUCAGUACUAGUCUCCGAGGCGCCGUGUGACCUCUCGGUCGACAUCGAGCCUCUUGCUGACGGAGGCAUCAGGGAUGCGAUAUUGGUGGUGGUGAUGGGCGUAUCAGGAACAGGCAAAUCUACUCUCGGUGUUGCGCUAUCAAAGGCUCUCUGUCUCCCUUUCAUCGAUGGCGAUGACCUACAUCCGCAAUCUAAUGUAGACAAGAUGUCACGCGGCGAACCUCUCACAGACGAUGAUCGCCAGCCCUGGCUAGAAACUAUUCGCAAUACGGCUGUCAGUAGCGUUCUCAAGAGGGAUGAAGAUAAGAAGCCGGGGAUCAUCAUUGCAUGCUCGGCGCUGAAGGGGAGUUACCGGUCGGUGUUAAGGGGCGAAACUCUGUCGGAAGCCGAGACAUCGAAGCAUUCGGGAAAGCUUCGGACGUGGUUUGUUUAUAUGAAAGGUUCGCGGGAGGUGCUCAUGGAUCGGAUGACGAAACGCCAAGGGCAUUUCAUGAAGGCUGCUAUGUUGGAUAGCCAGUUGAAGACGUUGGAGAACCCUGAGAAUGAGGAGGGGGUGGUGACGGUGUCGAUAGAGUGGUCGACUGAGGAUCAGGUGCGAGAAGUGGUUGGGGCUCUCAAGGAUAAGGAUGGCAGCAUAUGACAUCGAAGCAUUGAUAAUUAUUCCUUUAAAUAAAAAAUUGAAAUCAAAUACUACUUACAAUCUUACACUGUAGGCUUUUUCUUCGUCGACGGUCGACC